This is a messenger RNA of Symbiodinium natans, 3630 nucleotides long. The record is from the annotation of a GenBank genome assembly. NCBI's taxonomy places the organism in Eukaryota, Dinophyceae, Suessiales, Symbiodiniaceae.
AUGGAGAGUGGUGCUGCGGAGGAUGCCCACAUAGAUGGCGAGCUCCGCGAAGCAGCGGGGCGCCUGGAGAAUGACAUGUUGCAACGGAAGAUCGAUGCGUUGCUUCGAGACGUUGCUGGCAUCUGCGACGGCGCGGAGGAUGAGGCGUCUUCCUGGGCCCUGAUGCCGGCGCACGGCAUACCGGAGCCUCAGCCGGAGCAGAGGGACCUGGGCUAUGGCCACGAAGAGCCAAGCCCAGCCACCACUUCCAUGCAAGAGGAGACCCUGCGGAGUUUUCCUCCCAGGAGGACGAAGAAAGAGCCGAGGCGCCGGGAAGAAGCGCCCAGGCCGCCGCGAAAGAAGCGGGCCAUGGACUGCUCGAGGAUCGGAAACAGCUUGAAGGAAGAUCUUCACAGCUGCGAGUUGCAAGAUGCCAUCUUCAAUGAGGUGCAGGAAGGUAUCGUCAGGAGCGAGGGCAGGGGUCCGAAUGGCAGCGUGGAGAUGUCCAUGGCUGUGCCACAUCUCAAGCGGGCGCGUGUGAAGCUGCUGCUCCCACGCAAUCUUCACCAAUUGAAGGACGGUCGGGCCAUGGCCCAGCAGCUUCUCUCUGCCCUGCUGCUCCUUCGCUUGCUGCACCCGACGCAAGCAAGAAGAUCUUCCUCCGGAGAUACUUCAAGCAAUUCCGAACGCGUCCUCCCGGCCAUCCCUACGGUGCUGCUGCAGCACCUGCCUUGCGAGGAGAAGGCGCUGAUGGAGGACCUUGCACAAGCCCUGCUCCAGCAGCCGAUGUCCUUCGCGAAGCUGGGCUCCUCCUUCGGCAAGCGCUUCAAGCGGCUCCGCACCGGGAAGAAGUUCUGUGAGUGGCUGCAGACGAUCCCCGGCAUCCAGUUGCCCUCAACACUGGACUUCCGCCAAGCAACGGACCUCCAACUCUCCUUCGCCCGGCCUGGUCCAGGAAGUCCAAGCUUGAAGCCCAUGCCGGCGGAGUUGCUUCAAGAGCGCCUGGCGCGUCCCAGGCGAGAAGGCCAGCAAGGCCAGUGCCUCCCGGCCAGAGCAGCCACGGGCUUAUGGCACAGCUGGGCCCUCAUCGACACAGUUCUGGAGAAGGCCGGGCGGCGGCUGCCGCGAGGCCGCUCAGUCGAGUGGCGCUGGCCGGGCCCUGCCCUGAUUCGUUUCAAUGUCACUUCCCAGGAUGGAGCCCCACUGGAUUUCUACGUGAUGUCCGGCAGGCUACGAGAUCCCUGGCCGAUGGACGUGCGGCCUCGCAGGGGUUGGCUCCGGGGCUUGAAUCCAGUGUGCAGUCAGUGCACUGAGCUGCACUGGCAAUAUCAGCUUCAAGAGCAUGAGAGAGUCAUGCUGAUCGCGAGCAACGAGGACGGCCGCGCCGAUGCGAAGCUGGAGUUCACAGAGGCCUUGUUUGGUGUGCAAUCCUGCUUGGAGGAGUCCUCGGUCCAUCCUGGGGGCUUCCUGGCCGCCUGCCUGGUGGCUGCUGGGCUCCUGGGCGGUGGCUUCGCCCUGAGCCGCAGGCUCGCUGAUGAGCGGGGAGGCUCGGAUGCUCGCCCGUGGGAUGAAGCCUGGGUUCCGCAGGUGAUGCAGUGUAAGAGGCCGCCAAAACCCGCGGAACCCUGGAGAGCAUGGAUUCUGCACGCCUGCCUCCUGACAUACCCGUGGCACCCUUGGCGCAACGAUCCUUUGCCGUUCGCCUUCCGCUGUCUGGUGCUCGUGGUAAGCUGGGGCCUGACCCUCUUCCUGUCGACCCUCUAUGGCGACCUCGUGGGCCAGUGGGACUACAGCGCCGGCGCCCUUACCUCGGAGGACCUGGAUAUCACUGACGACAGCGAGGGCGACUCUCUGAGCUUAGGCUCCGUGAUGUUGAUCUCGUCCCUCUCACUUGUCCUGGAGGCCGUGCUGAGGAUCCUGGCGCUCAGCAUCUUUCGGUGCAGCCUGGCGGCUUCACAAGCGCAGGGCAGGCGUUUCGAGAUCAAAGCCAGCGCCAUGUUUGUGGCAGCGGCCGUUGUGGCCACCUGCAUCAUGUAUCCCCUCUCGCUGGUACUCGCGGAUCGCCGGUGCCGCUACGUCCGCCGCCUCCUUCUGCAGUUCUUUGUGUCGGACCUGGUCCGCGGGCUCCCCCUGGCGGCUGCGGCAGAGGCAUCAGGGCAAUAUGCAUGUAAGAACUGGGGCGCAUCGAUGUUGCAGCCUGUCCCCUUCUGCGUAGAAGCGAUAGCGGUGGACACCCCGUCUGCAGCUUCCAUGUUGGACCAGGUGACCUCCGAUUCCUCAGUGACUGCUGAAGCAAAGGAGUUGCUGCGUGCCCUCGUUGAGGAGUUUGCAGGCUCGGCGAACGUCACCGGCGAAGAUUUGCCGUUCCCGUGCGACAUCAUCUGCUGUUGCUGCGUCGCGUGUGCCUCCAGUCCAAACUCGUGCGAUGGCUGCUGUGACUGCUGCGACGAGAGCGAAGAAGAGAAGCGCCGCCGCAAGCGCCGGAGUCUUUUGGAAGCGCCGGGCCAGGACGUGAUGGAUGAAAAGAGGCCAAGCCUCCUGGAGCGGAUUGCACGACUGACCUCCGAGGACCUUGGAACCGUUCUGCGCCACGCGAUGACGUCCGAGAAAUGGAACGCAAAGGAGAAAUUUGGACUUUGGCUUUUUGAGAAGAAGUUCGGCGAGCACGAGCGGCAGAACCUGGAGGCCUGCAUCGAGCGAGUGAAGGCGGUCACACCGGAGCUCAUGCACGAGGACAACGUGACGAAGGAGGAGGUGGAGCGAAAGAAGAACGGGCACGACGCCAAGGCCUUGUCUCGGUUCGCGAAGCUCUUGGUGGCAACUUCGGUGGCCAAGCAUGGCGCUGCCAUCGCGGAGCACGGGCUAGGAGCCAUUGGGCUGCAGCAGUGUGAAGCAGUCCUCUGCGCUGGGGACCUGAAGUAUGAGCUGGACGCCACAGGCCUUCACAAGUGCACCUGGAACUGCCCAGACGGCCAAGUUCCAGCACUCUUCCAGUCAGUUGGCGCGGAGAUGGCAGAACAAGCGGAAGAGAUCACCCCGCUCAAGGAAGAGGCAAGGGAAGUCGAAGAAGCUGCCGAGGAGAUGCAGGGCAUGGGCUCCUCCCCAAGAGCCUUUGAGAAGUCGAAGGCUUUGACCCAGGUCAACAAGCUGAAGCUGCACUUCCAUCAUGCGCUGAGUGACAAGCCGCUGAAGCUCACCAAGACGGCAAGCCCUUCAGAGCUGGGUGACCCCAUGCAGAUGAAGACCAGCGCCAUUCGCUAUCAUGGCACAUGCAGCGCUCCGAACCAGUUCCAGGAUCAGCUGCAGCGAGCUGUUCUGUUCCAUGGCAACAACAGGAACAUCCCACAAGGGAGCGUGGUGGAGGUCACACGCGUGCCGACGGCCUCCACGCUGGGCCGGUUUGGCAACUUCAUGAACCCGUUCUCCUCGAACUUGAAGGCGAACGAGGUGGAGGUGACGUAUCAUGGUCAGGAAUACGUGGUGAACAGCACGGACGUGCAGCGCACGUCCGUGGGCAAAGUGUUGGUGGACGAGGGCCUUCAGGACUGGCUGAUCAGCACAGGUGACACUAUCCAGGUCCAGAUGCCACCGAUGCAGCAAGACCCGAAGGAGGUCCUCUGGUUCCCCGUCUCAAAGGACAAAGGAGACUGA